CUUUUUCGGUUGCCCUGCCCUGUGGUUCCUGCCCUCUCUCUGCUUAUCUCUCCCCCUCUCUGUCGCUCCUCCUAUCUCUCCUUCCCUCUAUCCGUCUCUCUCUUGGGUAUCCUUUGUGACGAAGAGAGGGAGAGGGGGCUGGCUAAAAGCCACCCAGCGGAGGGAGCUAGAGCUCAUAGAGUUCAGGCGGAAAGGGUUUUGUGUCUGCUGCUGUGUUUCUGUUGGGUCGUCAUACUUACUACAUGUGGAGGCACAUUGGACCAGCAGCAGCAGACAGCAACGGUUUCGCUUCCUAGAUGCCUCCUCCUCAGCAUGCUCAGGGAUUUCAAGAUAAGGAUGGCCGACCUUCUGUAGGAAAUGCUGGUGGAGGAGUUCGACCCAGCGAUGUUUCAGUCCCAGCAGGAGGCAACGGGACCAAUGCUGCUGCCGCCUUCUAUGCGAAGCCCCUAACCGAGAAGGAAAUGCUGGCUGCCGACGAAGCCAAGGACAAACUGGAUAGGAUGGUCAAGGUGGAGGCCUUGGUAGGCAAGCGAAAACGCUUCUUUUCUUACCUGAAGAAGACACACGAGGAGGGCGGCUUCUGGUUGAACUGCGUUCAGCUCACGCGACAGGGGGAUCUGGCUGUGUACGCCGCAGAGUUGUCGUCGCAGCGCAUCCUUCGGCUAUUUUACCUCGGCGUCGGGCUCGCCAAGCUCUUGCAGUCCAAGGGAGGGCUCGAGCUUGUCCGAGGGAUCCUGCAGCUGCUGGAGGAGUGGGAAUACCACUUUGCUCUCGCGGGAGUCGCCCAUCACAAUGUGAAGGCCAUGCUGGCUAAGAACAUCGACAGCAUUGAUCACUCAGCGAGGGGGAGGGAUGUGAGCGAAGAAGGCGGCGGCAAGCACCAAGAGCAGGUGGUGGCGCGUCUCAAGAAGUUCAACAAUGAAGUGGUGUACGAAAACUUGCUGACGCCCGAGGUCCCGUUCGCGCUGGACUACUUGGAGGUAGUAUUCUCGCUGUGCGAGGUGAUGUGCCGCAUUUACGCCAAAUUUGUGGAAGAGGAGUGCUACAAGAACGCCUUCGUGUACGAUGGCUUGGUCAAAGUAGACAACAAGAUCAAGCACCACAUCAUCAACGUCUUCGCCAAGGAGUUCACCGACAUGAGCGCCAACAUCGCCAAAGACGAACUCAGAACCUUGCGCUAGUUGGAGAAACAAGUGCGAAGUAUUGGUGUUUUAGAACAUAACGGGGUGUCUGGUGAGACGAGGCGUGUCACGGCUGGUUUCGGUUUCAAGGCGGCUCUUACAGAAGGAAGUGUGAUGCACAGACAUGGUUGUGCAAGCUCUGGUCUACUUGACCGGCGUUCCACUCAAGUGUGCACUUGGUUUGGGGCGCGGUCGGUGGUGUUCUGUUGCAUGGACCUCUGAAUUUACUGGCCUAUCGACGAAACACGCAGAGUACAUGCAGCGUACAUGCAGCCUGCGCCUACAAUAGCGAAUUUUUUCCUACCGGCGCAAGCUGCGGCGGGCGAGGAGUCAAUCAAUCGGCAUGUGAGUUUAGUAGUGCAUUUAGUGUACAGCUUAGCUUGAGUAUGGGGCUGAUCGCGUACUUAAUCAAUUUACGUGUGUCGUUAGUUGUUGGGUACUGAGCCGUGUUUUUUUUUCUUGUUUGUCCUGUUGCCAUUGCCAUUGUCAUUGUUCUUGUUUGCGCAACCGAACAACGGCGGUCAGAUGGUGUCUCCUUGAAUGCUUUUAUCGCCAGCGCUUCACUGAAGCCAGUUUUUUUCAACCGCGAUGAAAAUGUUGAUGCGAGCUUGACUGGUGCAUAUGGUAUGGUGCCAUUUUUGUCCGUCUCUUCGAUUGUGUGUGUGUUAAUUUUGUUUUUGCAAUGAUCGAUCGAGCGAUCCCUUGUGGUCCGCUGCAGCUGUUUUGCGAGUUACGGGGGGUGCAGGAGAGGCGUCCGUCUAAAGCGGUCUUGCGGUCCAAACACGCUUUGACGGUUUCUACGUCAGUGAAAAAGUUUCAAGUUUCAACUCCUCGCACCAGCGAGUGUUGAAGUGUGAGCGAGCGCGUUUGGUUUCCUCCGGCCAAUUGUUUUUUCAUCCGUCCGCCCCGUCGUAGCACUACCGGCAGUGUCAAACGGAACCGUCAGCGACGGUGUUGUGUUGGAUACCUCAAUCCUCAACACCGUUUGUUUUUCUUUCCCGUGGGGACGAUCGAUCCAUUUAGAUCGCUUCUUGUCGAUUUGCCUUUUCUUGUCUCGUCUAGUCGUCGUUGAUCCGUGUGUGUGUGUGUGUGUGUGUGUGUGAGGAGCGUGCUUUCUUUUGUGUCUUGGUCUUGUUCGCCUUCUGCGUCGUGACUUUUUUGGUAGCUGUCCGGGAAAGCGGAAACGCGUCCUUACCGUGCCUUGAUGUUGUAACAUGGGUGUGUAUGCGUGGCAACGUGUCUCACCAAACGUGUAGUAAUGGACCUAACCCCUGAUAGGGUUGCAGCGUAGGCGCUACGUGGUGAGUAGAUGUGCUAUGCAAUGGCGGGAUGACGCUUACGAGCUUGUGGGGCGUCAACUGUCAAUUAUCAACUGGGAUGUUGGGUCUGGGAGUGGACUGGCUGUGAACCGCCACCUCUACCUUCACAGGGGGCCAUAGGGCGUUUUUUUUGUACAGGAGAAAACUUGCCACGGUCGUCCACCUUUCGUGCUUUCAGGGUGCAUCUCGGCUCAGUUAAAAGGGCAGGUACACGCGGCCGGAUCGGUGGUUCGCGUGUGUAUGUAAGUAAAACAGUGCGGGGUUUUAGGUGUGACUUGUGUGAUGUUUCCAAUGGAACACUCACGGUCCCUCCCUCGCUGUUUGUCCUCUCACGUGUUGGAUGGAAAGUUAGGGGCGCGGGGGNUUGUUCAAGAUCCAAGAAUUACUUCCUAAGUAUCGGGCGGGGGGGGGGGGGCUCCGUUUCGGCAGCUUCGGCGAUGUAUUCUAUAUAUAUAUCAUUGGGAUAUUGUCACUGUCCGACUGCACUAGCUAUAGUAUAGCUCUCUCUCGCUCCUGCGUUGCGUUGGUUGUCUGAUGCAUACUACAUGGUUUAUUUUAUGAUUAGGGAAACAGGUGCGAUAAACAAUAAGCGUACCGCUGGCGCGAUGGCAUGUGUUUCCUUUAGUACGAGCGCGGGGGGGAAGGCCGAAAGGACAGGGUGUGCCGCCCUCUCAAGAACAUGAGCCUUGGAGGCAUUCGGGGGGUAAGUUUUCGCGUAAUCUUUUCAGACAUCAUACCGAGGUACAUGAGCUACGCACGCCGCCGGUGUUGGUGUGAGUGCCAAGCACACAGGUACAAACGUGUAGCUCAAUCUGCUGUUAGGUGUAAGGGCACCGCGACGAUACAGGAAGUCACCGAUCGUUGUUGUUGUUAUGCGCUCCAACAUAUUGUGAGUGUCGGCAAUUUCGCACAUGAGUAGAUGGUACAGCACUUGCAUGGCUUAGUACCAGAGACCGUACACGCCACUUAACCGUAUAAUUCUUAUAUUUUGAUCGUUACAGCAUGUCUGCAUGCAGAUAGAUAGUAUCUACAAAUGUUAAGGAGCAGCAUACAAACAUGUGCACACGGU
Molecule: messenger RNA, 3569 nt
Organism: Ectocarpus sp. CCAP 1310/34
Lineage: Eukaryota; Phaeophyceae; Ectocarpales; Ectocarpaceae
Source: the annotation of a GenBank genome assembly